Messenger RNA from Cheilinus undulatus (humphead wrasse), 7688 nucleotides. It is a transcript of the gene cnnm4b, whose product is annotated as metal transporter CNNM4. Gene Ontology annotation, cellular component: plasma membrane. NCBI's taxonomy places the organism in Eukaryota, Metazoa, Chordata, Actinopteri, Labriformes, Labridae. The record is from RefSeq and is a predicted model, not a curated record. Gene Ontology annotation, molecular function: magnesium ion transmembrane transporter activity; sodium ion transmembrane transporter activity. Gene Ontology annotation, biological process: magnesium ion homeostasis; magnesium ion transport. The coding region runs from base 12 to 2405 and encodes 797 amino acids. The transcript is spliced from 7 exons.
GCGAAACAAACAUGGCGAUAGAGUCGAGUGGACAGAGGUUUACGCUAACUUUAUUCGUGUUUUCUUGUGUUUUAGCGGGCAGGGAGGCCGAGGCGGCCCCUUCGGAGCCAAGAAUCCCCCCUCGGAUACUCGGCUUCAGGUUGGAAAAGAGCGACACGCCGGCAGAGACCACGGAGAGAGGGGUUAUUCAGGUGACCGAGGGAAGCGAUACCCUCUUCAGGUUUUAUGGGCUUCACUUGUCCCCCGACAGCUCGAAGAUUAUCGGCUUCACGGAACUUUACUCCAGUGAUAAAGAGGAUGACGCUUUCGACGCCAUCAUUGUCCCCUACAAUAGGACUUGCCCCGAAAUCACGAAGGAUGUAGUAGUGAAGGGGUCCAUGGAUGUACGGAACCAGAACACCUCCGGGAUUGUCAGCCUCCAGAUCAAGCAGCUCCGUAAGAGCGAGAUGGUCAAGGUGUUUGGUUUGUGCCUCCAGGACCCCCAGGACAAGGAGUGGUAUCUGUUGGACGACAGAGACGGCAGACUGCGUGUGGUGGAGGAGAAGAAGUCCCUUCUGCCCAUAUGGCUACAGGUGAUCCUCAUCUCCUUCCUGCUCGUGCUGUCUGGCAUGUUUAGCGGGCUCAACCUGGGUCUGAUGGCGCUGGACCCGAUGGAGCUGCGCAUCGUGCAGAGCUGUGGCACCGAGAAGGAGAAGAAGUACGCGCGGAAGAUCGAGCCCAUCCGCAGGAAAGGUAACUACCUGCUGUGUUCGCUGCUCCUCGGUAACGUCCUAGUCAACACCACCCUCACCAUCCUUCUGGACGACCUGAUCGGCUCCGGGCUGGGCGCUGUGGUCGCCUCCACAGUGGGCAUCGUUAUUUUCGGGGAGAUUGUCCCACAGGCUCUGUGCUCCCGUCACGGCCUGGCUGUUGGGGCGAACACCAUCCUUGUCACAAAGUUGUUUAUGUUGUUAACUUUCCCCCUCUCGUGGCCCAUCAGUAAGAUCCUGGACUGCGUACUGGGUCAGGAGAUCGGCACCGUUUAUAAUCGUGAGAAGCUGGUGGAGAUGCUGAAAGUGACCGAGCCGUACAACGACUUAGUGAAGGAGGAGCUCAACAUGAUCCAGGGUGCACUCGAGCUUAGGACCAAAACAGUGGAGGAUGUCAUGACCCCCAUCAGUAACUGCUUCAUGAUCCACAGCGACGCUGUGUUGGACUUCAACACCAUGUCAGAGAUCAUGGAGAGUGGAUACACCAGGAUACCUGUGUACGAGGAUGAGCGGUCCAACAUCGUGGACAUCCUCUUUGUCAAGGACCUGGCCUUCGUGGACCCGGACGACUGCACUACUCUCAAGACCAUUACCAAGUUCUACAACCAUCCAGUCCACUUUGUGUUUCACGACACCAAGCUGGACUCCAUGCUGGAGGAGUUCAAGAAAGGAAAAUCCCACCUGGCCAUCGUCCAGAAGGUGAACAACGAGGGGGAGGGAGAUCCCUUCUAUGAGGUGCUGGGUCUGGUCACCCUUGAAGAUGUGAUCGAGGAGAUUAUCAAAUCAGAGAUUCUGGACGAAUCAGAUCUUUACACUGAUAACCGCACAAGGAAAAAGGUUGCGCCCAACAAGAACAAGAGAGACUUUUCUGCCUUCAAACAUGAGAGUGAAUCUAAAGUGAAGGUCUCUCCUCAGCUGCUGCUCGCUGCUCAUCGUUUCCUGGCUACAGAGGUGAGCUUGUUUAACCCGUCUCAGAUCUCAGACAAAGUGCUGCUGAGAAUCCUGCGCCAUCCUGAUGUGAUCCAGGAGAUCAAGUUCAACGACAACGACAAACGCUCAACACAUCACUACAUCUACCAGAGGGGAAAGCCUGUCGACUACUUUGUCCUCAUCCUACAGGGACGGGUUGAGGUGGAGGCUGGCAACGAGAACAUGAAGUUUGAGACCGGACCUUUCUCCUUCUAUGGUGUCAUGGCACUCAGUGCUCCCACACUGGAGUUUCGUUCCCCAUCCCACCUCAGCGGGUUGAACCGCACGGCCUCUCUGAGUGGAGCCGACAGGACAGAGUCGAUCUCAGUCAGUGGCAGCAACAGCCAGCUCAACAACAGCAUGCCAUCACAGCAGUACACACCUGACUUCUACGUUCGAGCUCUCACUGACCUGCAGUUUGUAAAGAUCACGCGGGCUCAGUACCAGAACGGCCUGAUGGCAUCCCGACUGGACAGCACACCACAGUCCCCGGAGAGCGGACACAACAUGGCCCGCCUGGAUCAGACCACUCCCCCCAGCACUAUGGCCAACAUCCCCAUCACAGACCUGGGAGUGGACUCCACGCCCACGGAGAACGGGCCGGACGAGACAACACUCCUCCUCCUUAACGAGCAGAACUCUCCGCACACAGCCAACCACCACAGUCAGCUAGAGAACAGCAUCUGACCCUGCGCGUUCCUGCUACAUUUGCACGCAUGCACUACUGCACCAGAAUGUAUGCUGAGGAGGGGAGGAGUGCGUGUGUUCGUUAGUGUUUUUGUAUUGUGUCAGGGGGAUGCAGAUGUAUGCUUUCACACAGCUGGCAAAGCAUACAGAGACAAGCCAUGCGCAUGCUUAUUGUGUAAAUAUGCAAGGAUUGAACAUCACACAGGCUGACAUGCCAAAGUGAAUGCUUUCCAUCAGAAAUGAACUCAACACAAACACCAAACUGACCUACGGUAGUAAGGUGUACCUGAAUAUGUUUGUGUUUGCACAUGUUCCUUACUGUAUUUCAGACAACAAACAUCUAAAGGACCUGCUUGUCUGGACCAGAAAGCUCCCCCCUCUCUUUUUCUGCAGUUAGUGAGUUUCUUCCUCUGUGUGCGUGUGUUUUUAAUUGUGCGUUUGUUGCUUCCGGUUUCUUGUCCCCAAUCAGAGACUCAGGGAGACCCCCCCCCCCCCCCCCCCCCCAAACUCACCCUGCGUGCCACAUGUGUAGCAGCCUGCAUCCCCUCCUCAACAUCCAUACAGCUAGAAGACAAAGACGACCUGAGCAUGUCAGCAGAGUUCAAAAGAAGUAAUAUAUGUUCCUUAAAAACCUAUAGUGAGAUAUUUAUUGAUGAAUUUUGUGAGAGACGGAUACACAAGAGACUCUUUUUUUCAGGUGAGGAAGGGUGGGAGGGGUUUGGGGUGGAUUUAUAUAAAAACAUAUAGAUAUAUUUUCCUUCUUGUUUCCUGAAUAGAAGCAGUGAUUAGCCCAGAGCUUUUACCCCAGAGCUGUUCAUAGAGUCAGCCAUGAUUAAGACAAUCAAUACGAUCAUUAUGAAUGUGUUAACAUUAAAUGUGUAGGGUACGUUAACUGGCAGACCCCCUUCUCUUUUAUUAAAACGUAAUGAGCUGAUAAUCCCUGUCAGAAUGAGUUUCAUAAAGGUUGUAGUUGUUUACUGACUUUAUAAGAGAGAGCGCUUUGUGUGUAUGUUUGUGACCAAAAUGUCCGUCACCCUUUUUGGUGGGAACAGAAACCAAAGGGGGAAGCGUGUUCACAUUCUGAAUAGAAAAUAUUAGAAAAUCUGGGACUUUAUUUAUUGUGAGUGUACAUAUCUUAUUGUCAAUAUGAGGGGGAAGGAAAUCUGAUUUUUUAUUUUGGCUGAUUGUGAGAUUUUACAUGUUCAAUGAUCUUUUGACUUUAAGUGGUUGUUUUGUUUUUUAAUCAGAUCUUUUGGAAGGGGGUCACUGUCAUACCUAAAAGCAUACUUUAAUAAUUUUGUGUUUUUUUUCCUGCAGCCAAACAAAAAACAUUCAACUUUUGCAAAAAGCUAUUUAAUGGGAAACAAUUUUGUAUCUUUUUCACAUUAUACAAGGUUUGUUUAAUGGAAAUUCACACACUCCUGUUCAUUUUACUGUAAGCUCUAGUUAGAUUUGAAAGGAAAAUCAAGCCUAAAUUCUGUCUUUUGAUGGAAUUUUCUUUGCCUGAUUUCUUGUGAAGUUAAUUUCCUGGUCUUUGUAUUUUUGUUAUACAUCAGAAAAAGCAAAUCAGUUGUUUAGCCUCUGUUUUGAAAACCAAAAAAAGAAAUUGCUGCUUUCUACGGGACGCCUACGUCAGAGACUAAUUUCUGCACUAACAGUAACUACAUGUACCAGAAUGCACUGCAGCCACAGAAAAGGAUGUAUUUCUUAAGUUUAAGCCCUGUUUCGACUGAUAUCUUUUAUGCUUUUUUUUUUUUUUUUUAUAGUUUAUGUGAAUCACAAGGUGAAUCUAAGGCAGUCCCCUCUGCUCUCUAAAUGUUUCAAAAGAAAGGGAUUCUGGGAAAUAAAAGGACAUCAAGAGAGGAAGAAGACACAAUUUUGAGGGAAGUAGCUUCACCAAAAACAACAUUAAUUAACACUAAUUUCCAGAGGCGUAAAAUAUCACAAAUGCAAGAUUUUUAAGUUUCUGAUUGUGGAUUUUUUUCAACAGUGUUGCUUCUUACUGGAGAUAAACGUGUUCAGAUUCUUAUUCGCAAUUACUAACUCAUUUUGAAAUCACUAAACCCCAAUUCUGUCAGCAAACUAUAUAAAAGUAAAACUACUGAAGCCCUGUUUUGUUCAACUGGGCAUCUUUGUUCUGCCCUGAAAAGGAACUAUGAAGUGCUUUUCCUAAGCAACAGUUUGAAACUGAAGCUUUACAACAUGAUGAUUUCAUUUCUGUUUUCAUGUGAAUUUGGAGUGACUGGUGUCUUGAGGUUUUCACGCUUGGGAAAAAUUAAGUGUCACAAGCUUUCUAGGAAAAACAACAAAAAAAUUAACAGAAUUUCUCAGGCCUCCCUUUUGAUUCUGAACUUGAAAAUAGCAACUACAUUACACAAAAGCAUUUCAAGCAAGUUGCCAAAAUCCAGAUCUUGUGUCAUGUGUGGGAAAAACAAGUGGCUAUAACAGUAAUUUACAUGGUUUGUCUGCCCAACAAUAUACCAAGGAGUUAUCCUCAAUUUGCAAAUGUGUUAAGUAAAAUUCAGCUUUUUUAGUUUAAGAUUUAAGUUAUGUUAAAUUCAUUUUAUUUGGUUUAUGAUAAUAAUUGACCUGAAUUUUUUAAAGAACUGUGUUGAGGCUUUUUUUUUACACAGUGGUGUAAAAGUUGUCCUUAAACGGCCCUAGGUAUACUCCGUUCUUAGAUUUCACUGAUCCUAUGAAACAAUAUUCUGACGUUAUUGUUUAACUUAACUUCAGCUGCAUAAAUAUCUUAAUCUCAACCAAAUUUAACAUAGCCAAAGUGGGUAAAAAACAAACAAAAAAUUAAAAAACAAACAAAAGCAGGACAAAAGUAGAAUAAAAGCAAAACUGAAACAUCCCUUACUUAUGCACUGAUGUUAUGUGAUGUUGUGUGAUUGACUUGUUAAAUAUUUUGAGACCAAUGAGGUUGCUUUAUAAUCAAACAAACCAACUCAGUAAUAAAUAAAAAGGUGAUAGUAGCCUUCAGUUAGCUUUUAAUCUGAUUUCACUUUUUAUAAGCUCAUUAUUCUUUGUUUGCAUCACUUAAACUGAUUUUUGAAGGACAGGAUCUCAGCUGCCCUGUGUGAAAAAUAUCCUAAAGCUAGCUUAAAUUUUCUAACACCAUGAGCACAGUAUGUAUAGUUUUGUUUUGAUCCUUUAUAACACAAGCAGUUAAAAAAACUAUGAAAGUUAACCAUUUCCACUUUUCUGGGGUUUUGCAUUCAUGAAAUUCAACAAAGCUAUCUGGGUUUUGGCUGUACUUGAUGACAGAGCUUAGCAAACUUUUCAGUUAGGUUUUAAAGAAAAGCUUAUAUCUAGCUUCACAUGUGUCUCUAACAUUUUGAGAUACAAACAAGAGUCAGACUUUUUUAUUUGUUGAAUUUAGUCUUUUAAAUGGUUUGUUGUGAUCUUUAAAGUCCUUGUAAAGUGAACAAAAAAAAACCUUUUUUAAGGUUUGUUUUAUGACAGGCCCCUGUGUUAUGAACCACCAGGCCAAAUUUCAGUCAUGAUAGACAUCUCUAAGUUUGUGAAAUUAAGCUUCAAAUGAAAAAUGAGACAGUAAAAUCUGCUCUAGGAUAGUGUGGGAGUGUCUGUUAAAUGAGUUGAAGCCACGCCCAGUCAGGAGAAAUAUGAUCCUCUCAAGUUUUUAGGGACAGAAGUUGGGUAUUAAAUUUACUGUUUUCUGGCACGAAUCUCUCUGUUCUGAUACUUUUAAUGACCUGUAGGCCACAAUGGCAGAUGGAUUUGGGAAAUUUGCCUUACAAGAAACAAACACACUGCAUGUAGCUGGCUGCUAACUUUCACGAAGGCAGUGACAUCCACUUAAAACAGACUGUACUGAGAUGAACUACUUGCAGAUUCUUUAUCAUUAUACCGUUGGGGGGGCAGGGUAGUCCCCCAUCAGGACUGGUGAUGUCAUGGGCUUAGAUUUUUGCCCUGCUGAAAUUAAACCAAGCCAGGAAAGAGCUGAACAAAAUUUAGUCACACAUGGAUCUCAGUGUUUUCACAUGUUUACAGCAACCUUAUUCCAACAUAUCUAGUGUGUUAAGGCACAAAGUUUUGAUUUCACUUUACAGGGACUUUGACAUAUUAGCUGUGCCGCUUAAAUGAUAAAAACUCCAAUGAGAGCAAACUAAAGUUGGAGUCUCCACCAGCUAAAACCCACUGUUACCAACAGCCUGAGCGCAUCCAUUUGAAUACUGGAUUUAAGCUUUGGUUUCUCAACCUGUCUGUAAAAACCCAUGAACUCAUCGAUUUAACAGUAAAGAAAUAACUUGCUGCUGUUCUGUUCUUCUUUUCCAUCUCUAAUUUUUUUAUUUGUUGAGAAAUGCAUGAAGCACUAAGGACUUCAAAUCAAAUUAUAGAAAUUGAACAGACUUAUUAUUUCAAUAUUAAGCUAUUAAUAUUGCCAUCCAAUUUUAUGACCCAUUGUGUCUAGAAAGGAACAUAUGCACCAACCAUGUCAUAAUAUUUAAUUCAAAUGUUUUUAUAAGCUGUUCAUAUUCUAUGUUUUCAAUACAUAUUUUAACCGACAACUUCAAUAACAAUUUAUUAGUUUAGAAAUAAUGUUCAGCCCAAAUGAAAGUGAAAGCACUUUAGCCAAGGCAGCAGUAUUUUUCCGAAAGAAGCCACAAAUUUGCCAAAGUUGCUGUCUCAGAAGCUCUGUCGUCAUUACACUGACUCUACCCUUUUUUGAAUCUCUGUGAAUUCUUACAAACAAAAAAGUUUAAGGAACUUACUUUUCUGUUGCCUUCACUGUCUUUAAACAACUGUACUGGAUUAUUUUUGUGUUCAUUCCUGAGUUAUUUACAAAACAAUCACACACACUCCUAUUUCAGAUGACUGUUUCUGUUUAUUGAGUAGAUUUUUAUUGGCUAAAAUUGUUAAAAUUUUCUUUUUUUUUGUAUGUGUGUGCCUGCAUGUAUGUUGGAGUACCUGAACCCCCCACACUUGUUCUAAAUUGUUUCGGGGUUGUGUACAGUGUAUGUGGAUGCCUGUGAAUGAUGUCUGUUUCUUGUUUUUGCACCUCAGAACACUGUCAGUAAUUGUGGGAAACAAAUCUUUUCUAUUUGUUGUUGAUUUAGAUUUGGGAUCAGAGCGAAUUGAGCAGCCAGUGUUGUGUUUGGGGGCAUAAAGUGACUGUCCUUCAUUCUCUCUGGCAUGCUUUAACUUAAAACAACAGCAAAACAAGGUGUAAAUACUGUUUUGUAAUUUCUGUCUUAAUGAGUUUUGAAGAUGAAGAAAGUUAUUAAUAAACAUGAGAUUUAUUUCUCUAUGGACUUU